AUGGCAACGCCUCAUCAUGAUGAGCCGUCAAAGGUGCCACUUCGUACACUAUUGCCACAACGCAGAGAUAUUGAGCAAACCAUUUUGAGAGAAACUAAAAUCUCACGUCAACAUCUUACACCAGAUAUAGCCCUACAUUUGAUCACACAAGAAUGUCGUUUGUUCUAUGAACCUCAACUGGAUGAAGAAAAUAAAGUCUUUAAGAAUGAUCCCUUCUGGGCAUUCUACUGGCCAGGUGGUCAGGCCCUGAGCAAAUAUGUUUUGGAAAGUCCGGAACUUGUAAAUGGCAAAUCUGUGCUAGAUGUGGGUAGUGGUUGCGGUGCAACAUCCAUUGCUGCCAUACUAAAGUCAGCCAAAUAUGCCAUAGCCAAUGAUAUUGAUGAAGUUGCUGGCAUUGCGGCCUUAAUGAACGCUCAACUAAAUCGAAUUGAUACAAGCAAAAUCCUGAUAUCCGAAGAUAAUUUAAUUGGCUCAAAUGUAGCCGAAGAUAUUGUCUUCAUUGGCGACCUUUUUUAUGAUGAAGAAAUUGCUGAAAUUCUCUUACCAUGGUUACAAAAGUUGAGCACCAAUGGCAAAAUUAUAUUAAUUGGAGAUCCUGGUCGCCAUGGUAUAACCGAAAAUCGUUUGAAAUUCAUGCAUAAACUUGCCACAUAUGAAUUAACGGAGAACUGUUGCAUAGAAAAUAAAGGUUUUAGCACUGUUCAUGUCUGGAGAUUUAAAUAGUAUAUGAAAAUAAAAUAUCAAAUGAC
Musca vetustissima is the source of this 749-nucleotide messenger RNA. Its product is annotated as electron transfer flavoprotein beta subunit lysine methyltransferase-like. Gene Ontology annotation, biological process: peptidyl-lysine trimethylation. Bases 1 to 723 code for a protein of 240 amino acids. Lineage: Eukaryota; Metazoa; Arthropoda; Insecta; Diptera; Muscidae. Gene Ontology annotation, molecular function: protein-lysine N-methyltransferase activity. Gene Ontology annotation, cellular component: mitochondrial matrix. The transcript is spliced from 4 exons. The record is from RefSeq and is a predicted model, not a curated record.